Molecule: messenger RNA, 387 nt
Organism: Gryllus bimaculatus (two-spotted cricket)
Lineage: Eukaryota; Metazoa; Arthropoda; Insecta; Orthoptera; Gryllidae
Source: the annotation of a GenBank genome assembly
AUGGCUUUCAAGUUCUUCGCCCUCGCCGCCCUGCUGGCCGUCGCCCAGGCCGGAGGCCCCGCCGCCUACAGCACCCUCACCCCCGCUGUGGGCUACGGCUCCGUGGGCCUGACGCAGGAGAGCACCGUCAAGGGAACCCUGGGCGCCGGGAGCAUCUCGCAGUACUCCAGUGGCGUGGACACCGCCCACUCGAGCUCUCGCGUUGCUAGCUCCCGCGUGACCAACGACAAGGAGGUGAAUGAGGAUGGGUCGGAGGAAGUGGAGGAGGAGGGUGAGGCGGAGAAUGAGGAGGAUCAGGAGGAAAGGAAGGUGGUGGUCGAGGAGGCGGAGGAGUGGGAGAAAAGAAGGUGGAGUGGAAGUAGUGGUGGAGGAGGCGAUGAGGUCUGA